AUGGAGAAAAACCGGGCAUCAGCGUUAACCGUAGCUCUAAUCAAAAUCAGCCAAAAAAAAGGAACUCGACAAGAAAGUGUUCAAAAUCGGGCAAAAGUCAACGAAGAAGAUGCAAUCACAAAUAGAGAAGAAGAAAAAGAAACAUCCCAAAGAAAAACUCGUGGGAAAACUUUGUGCAAAAAGAUUCAUGCAAGAACUUUGGAAGAGCGAGUAGAAGUGACCUUUAAUGAGGAUUUUCAGCCAAUUGGUCCUAGUGAAAAAGUAGUAUCUGACUUGAGCCUCUUCUUGGGAACAUUGGCUAGGAACUCAACAUUUUGUCCUCUACGUUACACCAAUUGGUCAGGAAUGCCAGAUGAUAAUAAAAACCGUUUCUGGAGAUAUACUAAUCGGAAGUUUAUCUUGUCGGUUGAAGCACGAGAUUGGAUUGAGACCACUGUUAGAGAGGCAUGGAGAAGAUAUAAGCACAAAAUUAAGAAGAAUAAUUUUUUGAAGUAUUCCAACAUGACCGAGAGACUCAAAAAUCGUCCGCCAAACGUGCCAAUAGCCCAGUUUAAGAGUCUUUGUGCUUAUUGGAGUAAGGAAACUAUACAAGCAAUCAGUGAAAAUAACACUAGAAAUAGAGCUCAACUAAAGUGGAUGCAUCGAAUGGGUCCCAAAAACUUUGCAUUGACUCGUGAAAAAGUGCGUGAAAAGGAAAAAAGAGAGCCCAUUCAAUCAGAAAUGUUUGUUGAAACUCGAAAAGGAAAUAAAGGAAAGGAACUGGAUGUAGAAACUGGAAAAGUAAUUGAGUGUCCAGGAAGGGUACGCUGUUAUGGGAGAAACAUAACUAAAACUUCCUUAAAGAGAAAGGCGGAGAUUAAUGCUUUGAAACAAGCCCACAGUGAAGAGGUCUCUACAUUAAGGGACGAGUUUCAAGAUAAGAUUGAUAGAUUGCAAAAUGCUUUUAAGACCGUAAUACAACAAUGCAAUCCUCAAAUUAAUAUAGAGUCAAUUGAAGAUUUGUUAAGAUUAUCUCAUGGAGAUGCUAAUAGUUCCCCAAAGGAUAUAAGACCGCAAAUGCAUUCAUCUACAUCAACUCAUGCUCCAUGUCAUGGAAAGCAAUGUAUCAAUGAAGAUGUUGAAAAGGACGAUAUAAAUGAUAAAAUUCAAGAGGACGACAUAAAUGAUAAAAUUCAAGAGGACGACCUAAAUGAUAAAAUUCAAGAGGACGACGUAGAUGACGAAUUUCAAGAGGACGACAUAGAUCUAGAUGAUGAAUUUCAAGAGGACGAUAUAGAUGGUGAAUUUCAAGAGGACGACGUAGAUGAAGAAUUUAUGGAGGAUGACAUAUCUAACGAAUUUCAAGAGGAUGAUCUGGAUGAUUUACUCUUAGAAGACAAACUUGAGUGA
This is a messenger RNA of Vicia faba (fava bean), 1389 nucleotides long. The record is from the annotation of a GenBank genome assembly. Lineage: Eukaryota; Viridiplantae; Streptophyta; Magnoliopsida; Fabales; Fabaceae.